This is a messenger RNA of Cercopithifilaria johnstoni, 354 nucleotides long. The record is from the annotation of a GenBank genome assembly. NCBI's taxonomy places the organism in Eukaryota, Metazoa, Nematoda, Chromadorea, Rhabditida, Onchocercidae.
AUGUGUCUGUUUAAGAAUGAUUAUGUCUACGACCAUACCAUGUUGAAAGCACGACAUCUCGUCCGAUCUGUCAAGUUAAGCAACGUUGGGCCUGCGCCCUUGCAUGUUCGAUCAUUUGGAAAUUUGAUGUGUCUGUUCAAGAAUGAUUAUGUCUACGACCAUACCAUGUUGAAAGCACGACAUCUCGUCCGAUCUGUCAAGUUAAGCAACGUCGGGCCUGAUAAAGUUAAGGUGGCCGAAUAUUUCGGUCCAGAAUUUUUGCUAUGUCCGUGUUAUUUCUGGAAUGUUUGCCUUCAAAUGGGAGAGAUGGGAAGGGAAUGUUCUGUGAGAUGGCGAAGUGAGUGGGGAAUUUGA